UCGUCCUCAGGGAAAAUCAACCGGGUUGACUAAAUUCGACUCCUGACAUCGCGGAGAAGUACAGCAUGAUUAUUGACAGUCCUUAACCAGGGUCCACCCGCUUAAAUUUACGAUCAAGUGACUGUCAAACGUGCUUCGGAGCAAAGGCUGAUAGCCAUUGCCUUCGAAGGUCCAGAGAUCUUCGCGUCAUAAGAACAUCACGAAACAUCCUUGAACCUUGACAGUGCCCAGAGUACGAUCUUGACGUUUCAUAAAAAGCCUCUCUCUUACACGAAUUUGUACCCCGCACAACAAACAAAGCCCCGGUAUUUUCAAACCGAUGGGUGCGGCUUUCAAAUUCAUGUGGCGUCGAUGGCGCAAAUCCACAAAAUCUAGGUUGGCAUGCACUGCCCUAUGGAUCUCAAAGUCCUGUAUCGACCGCUGUCUUGCCGUUUCAUACUCGUAUGCUCGCGCAAUAGAAUGGCCUGAGCUCUCCGUCCAUGACGGCGCCAAGACUUAUAGCUUGACGGUAUAUAAACGACGUAAAGUUAUCGGUUCCAUCAAGCUCGCUUUACUGCACCAUGAAGUUCACAACCCUCGUCUCACUUAUCCCCGCUCUCGCUGGCACUUUGGUCGCUGCCGGGACGUUCAACUCUCCAACCUCGGGCCAGACGAUCUCUGCGAACGAACCAUUCAACUUGACCUGGUCAUCCGGUCGUUACUUCAAAGAGAAUUCGCUUUCCAUCACUGUCCUCCUGACCGAAGGAGAAUACAGCUCCAAGCUCUACGGGACAACGCUCGUAAAGGACCUUCAGCCCACGACUUCAGGCCUUUACAAGUACUACUCCGAACUCACGCCGUCCUUCUUCUACGGGUCACAGAGGUCUGGCAAUUUCCAAAUAGUGGUUCUCGAAACAUAUACUGCCUACUCCGGUAUUCCUGCAACAAGCGCGGAGACGUUGGAUGUUGUCAUUGCCUAGUGUCCUUAUUUAUUUUUCUUUUGGACAAUACACUUUCUUCGUUUACGUGUACAGAUUAUGGCGACGGCGUCUAUCGUCGCUUGAAUUUAUAUCAAUGCCGCGUCUUUCGCGCAUCGUCGGAUAUAGACAAUCUAUGGGAUAGAGAAGGUCAAAACAUCGCCAUCCUUGAGCGUACCAUCAGCUUCAAAUCAGUGCCAACGGGCAUAGCAUACGUAUAGCGAUAACAUUUCCUGUUCACAUAAGGACUUCUGGUUCCGAAGGGGAAAGAUAAAGAGCCGACGACUCGAAUUCAUUCCCUAGGUGGGACAUAUUUCCUUUACGGAGCUAGCUUCCAGAUAACUUAAAGGCAAAGAG
Molecule: messenger RNA, 1313 nt
Organism: Desarmillaria tabescens
Lineage: Eukaryota; Fungi; Basidiomycota; Agaricomycetes; Agaricales; Physalacriaceae
Exons: 5
Coding region: 320-1177 (285 amino acids)
Source: RefSeq, a predicted model, not a curated record